AUCGACCACUAUCAUCAGCGAUAUCAAACUACUUUUCUUACUAUCGCACAGUAUUCUCUGAACAACAUGUCUGCAGACAGUGACAAUCCGGCGUCUGCUUCUCAAAUGUCUUCCGUCGAAAGCACCCCUACCUCUGCCUCAGACCUGCCACAGGAAAUUAUCGACACUAUCGUCGAUGAAUUUUUUGUAGACACCGUCACACUUAGGCUGUGCAGCACUCUAUGUCGAUCAUUCUCCUCCCGUGCUCGUGCCCUCCUCUUCCGGACAAUCUACCUGGCCCCCAAUAAAUGUUCCAAGUUCGAAUCCAUUUGUCUUAGUUCCUCCGAAAUCCCUUUACUCGUGAAACAUAUCUCUUUCAACAAUUUCGGCGCCAACCCAAGCCUAGCAUGCAACGUGAUGAAAGCUGCUAUCAAUUUGGAACAAAUAUCGCUGUUCCAGUGUGAUCUUCUACCCUUCGCGUACUUUGUCCAAGAACUUGAGCCGGCGUGCCGUAGUUCCGUUACUCGCAUCUCCGUCCAGUCAUGGGGGCUGCGGUUCAAAGAGAUCUGUCUCUUGCUUGACCAAUUUCCUUCAACAGACCUAUUGUACUUGGAGGGUCAAACGGUCAAGGUGCUUGAAUCCAAAGCGUUCGUGGCGACGCUCAAGGGAGGACAGGGGCUUCCGAUUCUCAGACUAGAUCUUCGCAUUUCGCAGGAACUGAGCCCAUUCAUUGACUGUUUCCGUUCUGUGGGCAAUUUGGAUGUCCCAUUCUCUGUCAGUCGGCUCAGAUACUUGUCCGUCGAUUUUGUGCGUUGUUGGGAUUUACCCCAGCUGGAUGCCUUUUUGAAGGAGACGUCCAACACGCUGGAGGAACUGCAAUUUAUCUGUUGCGAUUAUCCUUAUGACUGGAAAAGUGCCACGUCACUGAUGAAUAUAUCCCAUCUGCGGCGUCUCUCAUUCAAUCUAAGAUACGGAGUCACUGGGCUCAACGUGACCGAUUCAUCCGACUGUCCCAUCGCGCAUUGGUGGCAGCUCAAUCUUGCUGCUAUCGGCAGCGUUUCUCGUAUCGAACACAUAGUAAUUUCGGUCGUGCUCUCCGAAUACAAUAUGGAGUACUUGGACACUGCGAUGUGGUCAAAAUUUGAUGCUGUCCUUAGCACUCCUUUAAUGGCAUCACUGAAAUCAGUGACCAUUGAUAUCAGUUACCGGUUCACGCGUCUUGUGUCUCAUUUGCCUCGUAUCCGAAGAGACGUAAACAAAGCAUUCGUAGCUCUUCGGGAACGGCGGCUGCUCAGUUUCCAAUCGUCGCGUAUAUAUUCAUGAUACCCUACGUAUUUAAAUACGACGAUGCGCUUGCUUCUUUACAAUAUUACGCACCAUCGUGUCCAUCAGAAAUUACGCAUCACUCAAAGCUCAAAGACUCCUCACUACUGCAUUAUCUACUGAUUAGCACUAUUUGAAAUAACCAAAUUCUCGCCUUUUGACGCAAGUCGCC
Messenger RNA from Desarmillaria tabescens, 1474 nucleotides. RefSeq lists its product as uncharacterized. The record is from RefSeq and is a predicted model, not a curated record. Lineage: Eukaryota; Fungi; Basidiomycota; Agaricomycetes; Agaricales; Physalacriaceae. The transcript is spliced from 3 exons. The annotation marks the transcript as partial.